UCCGUGCCUGAAGACCAGUUACGUGUAAGUGAUGACGAUGGAUCUUCCAACAGUGCGCGAAAUAGUAUAGACCCCUUCAGAACAGAAGGCGAACCAGUGGCCACGGAAUGCAUGCUGCGAUCUGGUCUCUACUACAAGGGAAUAUAUUGGCCUUCCAUAACAAAUAGUUUUAAAGACGAAACAGUAGAAUUAUCUUAUCAAAGGUAUUCACGGCGGCAGCGGCAGAGGUCACUCAUUAUGGUCAAUGUGGUCGAUUUAGCUCUUAAGAUAUGUUUAGCUCUCAUAUACACGCUAACAAGUAGAAAUAACUCAGAAGCAAUAGACGCAUACAAAAUAGCAUGGACGACGGCGUUUUCGCUUCUCAACGUGUCACUUUGCUUGCUGGGCACUUGGCGGUGUUUCGCCAACAACUACUUGCACUGGGCCGCGGCUGCUACGUGGAUACUACUCAUUGCUCAAGGUCUUAGUGGUCAAGGAAUAGGUUUCCAAGCGCCAGAGAACCAAGUAUGGUACAUGCUGUUCAUAAUCUUUGUACCAUAUGCAAUGCUCCCGCUCUCUCUGGGCUGGUGCAUAGUGAUUGGACUCUUGUCGUCUCUUUCACACGUACUGGCCACGGCUGUAGAUAUCAAGGAUAUUAUGGAUAAUAACCCUGAUGUUGCAAAAUCCUGCGCAAUGCGUCUGCUCAUAGCUAACGCGCUGUUAUACAGUGCAGUAAACUUCGCGGGCAUGUAUGCCAAGUAUCUCGCGGACUGGGGACAACGCAAGGCGUUCCUCGAGACACACCGCUCUAUGGUGACUCGACAGAGGACCAAGCGAGAGAGUGAUAGACAGUGGAAACUGUUUCAGAGUGUGAUACCAGACUUCUUAGCCACAAAAAUAUCUAGUCAUGUUUCGAAAGUGAAGGGAGAGUUUCAAGAACAACAGUUCAACAAUUUAUACAUUCAAAGGCACGAAAAUGUGUCCAUAUUGUAUGCUGAUAUAAAAGGUUUUACUGAACUAUCAAGUAAGUGCAGUGCACAGGAACUAGUCAAAUUGCUCAAUGAAUUAUUCGCGAGGUUCGACAGGUUGGCAUCGGAGAACCACUGUCUUCGUAUCAAACUGCUGGGCGACUGCUACUUCUGUGUGAGCGGACUGCCCGAGCCGCGGGCGGACCACGCGUACUGCUGCGUCAACAUGGGCCUGCACAUGAUACGCGCUAUACGUGAUGUGCGGUACAACGCGCAGGUAGACCUAGACAUGCGCAUCGGCAUCCACAGCGGCACAGUGCUGUGCGGCGUGCUCGGGCUGCUCAAGUGGCAGUUCGAUCUGUGGUCGCAUGACGUCACGCUAGCUAACCAUAUGGAGAGUGGCGGGUUACCUGGCCGCGUCCACAUAUCCGCGGCCACACUAUCCUGUCUACACGGUGCGUUUGAGGUAGAAGCGGGUGAAGGCCGUUCUCGUUCCGCGUACUUGCGGGAACACGACGUGGACACGUACCUCGUGCGGAGCAGCGAGCGGCCGCGCCCCACGCGGCUUAGGAGCAGUGUGGUGGCCAACCCACCACAAGCAGCGAAUGGUAAUGCGCUAAGACGGAGAAGCGGCAGUAUCGAUGACGAGACCACCACUGAUUGGAUUCCAGAAAUGCCAUUUCAAAAUUACUUCAGCAGCGGUGGGGGCGCGCUGCGGCGGCGCGCGUGUCGCCAGUCGGAGGAUGCGGAGCAAGGAAAUGACGUCGAACUGGCUUCCAUGUCUGAGGAGGACGACAUCAUAAACCAUUCCAUAGAAGUGAGCAGUAACCGUAAGAUGCGUAUGGAACACAUGCAUCCCUGGUCACUCCACUUUCGACAGAAGUCCCUAGAUACUCUGUUCUGCCAACUUGAUGAAAAGACCUUCAAGUCUAAUGUGAUGUGCUGCCUCGUGCUGUGGCUGUUUAUUUUGUGUGUCCAGUUCAUCAUGCAUUAUAACUGUCUUCUCCUAGUAGCAGUACUGCUAGCCAUGUCAGUACCUCUCGCGUUAUCCUUCGCACUAGUAAUGGCGGAGGAGUUCACGAGCACGUCCCGUCUCGCUCGUGCGUCCGCUGCGCUCAGCGGGAACAGAGCGAGACGGAACAUGCAUAUCUGCUGCUUUGUUACUAUUAUGUCUAUAUCCAGCACAGCAAAACUCUACGUCUGCCCAGCGUCAUUCCCAAACUUUGAGCCCACUAACUUCACAUUCACAAACACCACAGAAGGCAAAGAGAAAUCUGGAGAAUGUUAUAGACCAGAAUACGUGGUCUUCACUUGGAUCCUGUGCCUUGUGGCUCUAACAUCUAUUCUGAAGCUAUAUUACUUGAUCAAGACCUUCCUGGCGAUCGUCAAUGUGGCUCUCUACUCUGUUCUGCUGUUCGUCUACUAUAAUGUGUAUUAUUUUGACCCGACUAACACUAACACGCAGCUCCCGUUCUACGCGCAAAUGAUGAUCCUGAUGGUGAUGUUCCUCAUCAUAGUGGUGUACCACGCGAGGCUGGUGGAAGUGACGUCACGACUUGACUUCCUGUGGAGGCUGCAGGCGAGACGAGAUCUCGCUGAGAUGACGGAAACACGACGAAUGAAUAGACAUCUGCUGAAGCAUAUACUGCCAGAUCAUGUGGUUAACCAUUUCUUGAGCAAGGAUAGAUGUCCAGAUGAGCUAUACUCUCAAUGGCGGGACGAAGUAGGCGUAAUGUUCGCGGGCAUCCCGAACUUCCACGAGUUCUACUCGGAAGAACGCGCUAAGGAGUGCAUGCGACUGCUGAAUGAGAUCAUUUUUGAUUUUGACAAACUCCUAAUGCAACCGCGAUUCAAAAGUAUUGAGAAGAUUAAAACAAUCGGUGCAACAUAUAUGGCUGCUUCUGGACUCAAUCCGGACCACAAGACAGGCGACGAUGACUGUGAACACCUAUGUGCGCUCGUUGACUACGCGUUUGCGUUGAAAGAUGCGCUCGAAGAUAUCAAUAAGAACAGCUUUAACAAGUUUCGCCUGAGAGUCGGUAUAAGUUGCGGGCCACUAGUAGGCGGCGUGAUCGGCGCUCGCAAGCCGGUGUAUGACAUCUGGGGAAACACGGUCAACGAGGCCUCGCGCAUGGAGUCCACAGGCGCAAUGGGGAGGAUACAGGUCACCAAGUAUACUAAACAGAUGCUAGAGCGUCAAGGCUACGGCGUAGAAGCGCGCGGCUGCGUAGCCGUGAAGGGCAAAGGGAAGAUGGAGACGUGGUGGGUGACGCAGGGCCGAGCGCGCGGGCCCGGCGCGCCGCCCCCCCCGCCCGCGCCCCGCUCCCUCGCCGCGCUCGUGUACACCAUGCUGCAGGCGCGCAGGCGCAUCUACACGCACCCGCUGGACGCGCCCGUGAGCGUGCGGCGUCGCACAGCGCGUGCGGGCACCGCGCCGAGCAACCGCCGACACCAGCUGCGUCGCGCGCACACGAGACACGACCAUCCCACCCGCGAACUCGACUUGGAUCUCCGACCAUACAACAGCAUGGUAUCCCGUCGCCCCGACAUGGCCCCACCCAUGAGCGCCUCCGCCCCACACACCCCCACCAUACCACACCCACCAGACACUACCACCAAACUCGGCUUCGGCGCCAGGCUUAAAGCCGCCAGCUUUUCAUACAAAACACGACCCACACCGCAGAAACUUCCAGAAGAUCGAGGUUCUAUAAACUCAAUAUCAAACGGACUAGGAUCGUUCCGUAUUAGAUCGCUAACAACUGCGUCGUUCUUCAGAAGUAGGAAUAAAGAAAGGAAGAAAGAAGAACCAGACGGAAAUGGGGAGGUGGACAGUACUAGGAUGUGAAUUUAAACUAUUUAGUUGUACUUAGUGUUUAUUUCCCAUCAUACUUGGCUCGAACUUGCCAGCUUCUAGAAACCACACUAUAGAAACCAGAAAAUCAUAUUGAUUGUGUAAAAAGUAUAUUGUAGUAUAUUCAAUAUAACUAAGCUUUAUUUUUUAUUAGUGUUAAAAUUAAUAAAUCUCCAAAUAUAGUUCAGCUAUAACCCUGUAUAUAGGUAGAUACUAGAUACCCACCGGUAGCAAAUUUUAAUUAUUUCUAAGUGAAAACUACUUAGGAAAACUAAGAAGCUUACUUUGGCGCAAGCAGGUAUACCAAAGUAAAUUAUGAUAAAAUCCCUUAAAAAUUAAUAAUAGUCCAUCGCCAUGUCCAACUGGACAUUGUAC
Colias croceus (clouded yellow) is the source of this 4173-nucleotide messenger RNA. Its product is annotated as adenylyl cyclase 78C-like. Bases 112 to 3792 code for a protein of 1226 amino acids. NCBI's taxonomy places the organism in Eukaryota, Metazoa, Arthropoda, Insecta, Lepidoptera, Pieridae. Gene Ontology annotation, molecular function: adenylate cyclase activity. Gene Ontology annotation, biological process: cAMP biosynthetic process; adenylate cyclase-activating G protein-coupled receptor signaling pathway; intracellular signal transduction. The record is from RefSeq and is a predicted model, not a curated record. Gene Ontology annotation, cellular component: plasma membrane. The transcript has 26 exons.